This is a messenger RNA of Jaculus jaculus (lesser Egyptian jerboa), 5619 nucleotides long. It is a transcript of the gene C3H11orf87, whose product is annotated as chromosome 3 C11orf87 homolog. The transcript has 2 exons. Lineage: Eukaryota; Metazoa; Chordata; Mammalia; Rodentia; Dipodidae. The record is from RefSeq and is a predicted model, not a curated record. Bases 413 to 1009 code for a protein of 198 amino acids.
CGGACACCAAGGAGAAAGUCUGGACUAUGCCCCCAAGGGAGAAGGUUCUCUAAGGAUCCAAAACGUGUUUAUGAAUAAAGGUUGAGGGUGACAAAUGGGUCGCUGAGGAACUGAAGCUUGGAUCUUCUUAGCAAGGGAAUGCUAGUACAGAAGCCCCGUGCCUCGCAAAGGGAAAAGGGCGCUUGGAGACCCAUUCAAGGCGGGACCAGAAAGGAUCUCACCUGGGCCACUAGCUCUCUGGCCAGCUUGCUUGCCAUCAUUCGCUCCCUCAGUUCUUGGCCCCAGCGAGCAACCACUCUCGCGCCAGGAAGCAGUUUUGGGUGGUGUGAGCACUGUGCGCUUCUUGGCUAGUUGGAACCGUGUAUCCAACAAAGAAAGCUUGGUGGGCCUGGCCCCUGUCAGCCCAGCGCCAAUGAGUGCCAGGGCGCCCAAAGAGCUGAGGCUGGCGCUGCCGCCGUGUCUCCUAAACCGGACCUUUGCUUCCCCCAAUGGCAGCGGCAACGCAGGUGUCCGCGGCCCCGGCGCAGGCGGUGGUGGCGGCACCUGCAUCACGCAGGUGGGACAGCAGCUCUUCCAGUCCUUCUCCUCCACGCUGGUGCUGAUUGUCCUGGUCACACUCAUCUUCUGCCUCAUUGUGCUGUCGCUUUCCACCUUCCACAUCCACAAGCGAAGGAUGAAGAAACGGAAGAUGCAGAGGGCUCAGGAGGAAUACGAGAGGGAUCAUUGCGGCGGUAGCCGAGGUGGUGGAGGGCUGCCCCGAGCAGGAGGUCAGGCCCCAACCCAUGGCAAAGAAACCCGGCUGGAGAGGCAGCCCCGAGACUCCACCUUCUGCACCCCUUCUAACACCGCAUUCUCGUUCUCCUCCUCCUCGUCCCCCGGCCUCCCGUGCCAGGGUCCCUGUGCUGCUCCACCUCCACCGCCAGCCCCCAGUCCACAAGGAGCGCCCGCAGCUUCCUCCUGUUUGGACACAGCUGGCGAGGGCCUUUUGCAAGCGGUGGUACUGUCCUGAUUGUCUAGCCCCUCUCCUCAUCCCUGCUGCCUUUCCAGCAUCUUUGCCAUCCUUGCUUUUGUUCUUCCUUCCUGUUCCAUGUUCCUCUGCCCCUCUUCCUCUGCCUCCUUUCCUGAUCUGUUCUCCCUGUUACUGUUUCUCCUCCGCCGAGGCACUGUGCGGUAUUUGUAAAUAUAGGGCGAGGAAAGUCUCGGAAGAAAAAAUAACGCUGAUAGUACUUUAUUAAUAUUUAUAGCAAUUAUUAUUAUAAUACUAAUAACACAAUCCAAGCGCAUGACAAAUCACAUAAUUUCUCAUUGUCAAUGAAAGAUGCAUCUUCCCUCUCCACCCCAUGCCCCUUUCAAUGAGGAGGAGAAACCGCACAAGCUACCAAAUAUCUAAGAAGACAUUGACACCCCGAGCAAAGGGAGGGGAGGUAGUCCAGUAAUGUUGUAUAUAGCAGCCAAGUUAAGGUUUAGUUGCCUUCCCCCCCCCCCCAGCUUUUACUUUUCAUUUAGCCUUUCUCCAUUCUUUCUCCCACACCCACCAUCAGCCGGGCUCAGGCAGUAAUAGAUUAUAAAGAAAACAUCUACAUUAAGCACCAGAACUUUAAGAGGCUGCAGAGAAAGCCUCAGAAAAAAACGUUUAGUUCAGGUACCCCUCCCCAGUCAGCCAUUUUCUCACUGUCUUUGGUUAACCAUUACUUUUUCCACCACAGAGUAGUUUAAUUUACUUUUAGAAAUUUCUCUCGAUGGCUGAGCAUAAAAUCUUCCAAUGCGGUAAAUUAAAAAAUAAAUAAAACUGUUUUUACUCCCUGCCCCUCCCCACUCGGACAGUUUUGACUUGAUGCAUUUUUUCCAGGAGUCACAGAGUACCCUGGAGCUGUCCAGUCAGGUCUGGUGCUGAAUUCCCCUCACCAUCGUGGUAACUUCCUGGGGUUGUGAAGGCCAAGAAGGGGUUGUUUUGGAAAGUGACUAUACUGGCUUUGGUUGGUUUCUUUCUUCUUUUUCUACAAUCAGGCUAGCGUGUACUAUUGAUUUUCUUAUUAUUAAACGUUGCAUAAGUUACCUUUUUGUAAAAAAAUAAGUAUUAGGUGAUGUGCAGUACUGAAAAUGCAGUAUCUAACCAACCUGAAUGUUUCUGUUUUAUUUUUAGAACAAGUGCAGCUUUGUUUUUAUAUAUAUAUACAUAUAUAUAUUUAUUUAUUAUAUUGGUACCAAAUAUGGAAGAAAACUAUAGUUCUGUACUGAGUACUGCUAACUGUGUAUUGUUGUUCUUACUUUCCAGCUGUUGAUAUAAUGGUUACCACUGGCUGAGGAAUUCAGUGGUACAGGCCUGGCUUCUGCUGUUUCCAGAAGUGUUCUUUUGUAUCUUACUCUGUAGUAGACUAUUAUAAAAUGAUGACACAGAUGUUUCCCUUUUUCUUUUGCGAAUAACAGAAACAACCACCACAACAGAAAACAAACAAGUAAUGGAUGAGCAGGAAUGCCAUCUAUUAAAACAUGAUUAAUAUUUAAACAGUGCCUGUAGUUCUCUGCAUGUAGUUACCACCUGGAGGCAGUGGUGUGUGUGCUUGCUCGUGCUGUUGUGUUUGGGGGAGGGACUGGUGGGGAUGUUGGGCAAUUUGGAUGACAGGACAUGCAAAUUUCAAGAGAAGUUAAAUCAGGAAAUACAUUCAGGAUAAAAAGGCUUUCAGCCCAUAUCUGUGCCUGAAUCUGAGAUACAGCAAAAGAGGUUUUUUUUCUACUUUCUGAGUCUUGCUUGUCUAAUUUCACUGAAUACGUUGAAAAAAAUAUUGAGUAAAAAAGAAAGAAAAGAUAACUAUUUUAUUCUCUCUUCUAAUGCCAGACAAGCCCACCUAUGUUAGAAAUGGAGUUGGCCUGUGGUUAUGUAUAACUUUGUUUUCCUUGGACAUAUGAUCAAAGGGCCUAGAAGUUCAUUAUGUCUUAAUUAUUUACAUCAGUAUCCCUUUGGAGACUAAUUCUUUGACAGCUACUCAAAUGUUUGGAAAAUGUAUGAAUGAAGAUGAUCAGUAACAAAAAAAUCUUAACCAAAAUAGUACUUACUAUUCUGCAAAUCCCUUCCCAAAGUACAGAAGACCAUCACCUAAUCAUACCAUGUUGUAACAUUAGAAGGACCAAGUAAAAUAUUUGGAUACAAUACAUUAAACAAUGAACUAGAUUCUCUCCAGUGCCUUAGUCACUUCCUAGUAAUAGGUCAGAGUGCAUUAACUCCCUCAGGCUACUAAGGUACCCUAUAGUGCAUCAGAGCUCUACAUUGUACAACAGAAUGACUAAGGCACUGUGAAGAAGAAAGUCCAUUAAUUUCUGUAGCUUGCCCUCAUUCAGCUGUAGUUCUUAAUACAUUCUUACAGAAUAGCUUUUGGACUUGACAUUUGAAUAGAAUGAGGAGCUCAGAAGGAAGUUUUCUCAUUUCCAGUGAGCUCUACUGAAGUGCAUGGAUAUUACUUUCUUCCCCUUAUUUGGUGCACUUUUUAAUAGUGAAUAAUUUCCCAUUUUAUUAAAGCAAUAAGAUUCUGUUGUGAGCAGUGCUAGAUGAUGAUUCCAUUUCCUUGGUGCUGAAGCUACUCAUAUGUUCUUGCCUUAUGAAUCACAGUGCAUUCAAGGCAUGCAAUAAUAAUCCCCUUUCAAGGAGAAGCCUGUACACCCUAGGGGGCAAUGGCCUAUUUAAUUUUUCCAAAAGAAUAGAAGGAACAAGAAAUAAGCUAAUUAUAUGUAUUAUAAAAAAAAUCUUGAUACCUCUAAACAUGGACACACAUCUGUAAUAUGUUAUUAUUGUGCACCUUUAAAUAUACAUGCCUUUCUCCAUUAAUUGACUAUGAUUUAAUAUUUAUGAUACUGUCCUGUAUACCGAUACUGCAGCUUGUUAAUCACAUUUCACACUGACUUUAAUAUAGUCUGAAUCUGAUGGUGUCACAUAAGAUUUCUGUGAGCUGAAGUGAGAAUUACAUACAAUUCUAGUAGGUAAGUUCCCAUACCAAAUUACUGCAAUAAGUACAUGUCAACUUUUACAGAAUUUAUUCAAAGCACUGCUUCUCAUAGAGCUCAACUGACACACAGGACAUUUAGGUUUUUCAUUUCUAUGAAACACAAGGCAAUAUGGAAAUAGCUAAAUUUACUUUAAGGACUUUAUUCCCCGAUGUCCCGUCAAACUAAUUGCUUCAACCCCCUUUAGCUACAGCUCAACUUCUGCACUUGUAACUCAGUAUUAAUAAGGUGGCAUGCUUGAUUCUUAUUGGUUUUUUAAAUGAGAACAUUGGAGAGAGAAUGCCAUUAUGUCAACUGUAUAGGACUCUGAUGCUUUAAGAUGUAGAUGGAUAUAAUCUUUAGAAUUUAUAUACACCCAUAGAUAUGUAUUUAUAUAUGCAUACAUUUUGUACAAAUUUACAAUGAACUUUUUGUAUUCUCUUUUCUGUCAUUGCAACAAUGAGGUAGAAGCCAAAUAGUUGUUCUGUCCUCUUAUCUAGGGAGGAUAAUGAGAAGCCAGGUAUAUGCAUGCACUUGUUUCUCUGGAGUCAAAUCUGAAUGACUUUCUCUUUAGUUAAUGGAAGGGGAGAGUCCUUGUUGGCUUGAGAAAUUAAAUAAAUUUCAUUCCCUAUGUUAGUGACUCAAAUGUAGCAACAAUAAUGAAGUUAUGACUGCAUAAAUAUGGUCCAACUAUCUAGAUGGAAUGCCAAACUACUCAAAAGAGGCUUAGGCCAAUCUAGACCAUGGUUGUGGAUUGUAGUUUGAGAUUUCAUAUUUUAGCCUAUAUGUUUUGUGAGAUAUAGCUUAUAUCUGCAUAGCUAAAGAUAAAAUGAGAAUAUGAUUAUUAUUUGUCUAGUUUCACAAGUAGUUUUUGGAAAAUAUUAACAAGUUAGCUUUCAAAAUUAUUUGACAACUAACUUUUCCACCAUUUCUAUCUGUAUCAGUUGAAUUAAUUAGAUAAUGGUUGAAAGUUUAUUUUUCCAAUGAACAAACAUAGGAUUUAAAUGCUUUUCUGUGUAUAACAGCUAAGAAAUUACUAUCUGUUACCAACUGAAACUUGUGGGCUAAAUUCAAACCAAAAAAGUUUAAUAUAAAGUGGCUAGUCUCCUAAACCCCACUUCCAUGUGAAUGUGGACUUUGACUUGUACUCUGAAAAGCCACUCAUUUAUGUUUUGGAACUAGAGAAGUGGCUCACAGAUAUUUCAGCUCAUGUAAUAAUGAUUUGCCCUAUGUGCAGGAGGGUAUUUAGACAUUGGACUGAACACAAAUAUGACUUUGAUUUUUAAGUUUAUUUGGUAACAUUUGAGAAAACAAUUUUGUGGAAUGACAUCAAUACUUAUUAAUAUUACCAACCUAACAAAACUAUUGAUGCCAUGUUGGACUGUUUAUUUGGGAAUAAGAAUUAGCUUUAAUUGGAGACAAUGAAUUAUCAAGGUUGUUUAACUUGUUUGAGGCAGGGUAUUUACCUGAGACCUGUAACUGCAUUGGGUUAUUUCUGCAGAGAGAUUAACAAUAACAAUAGUGGCAACACCAACUGAAAAACUGAGUUUUGAACUUGAGUAUAUACAACAAGUAGAAUAAAACAUACUAGAAUUCAUGAAAUUUUGUUUUGCUUUUCUAUCAAUAAAAGAAUUUUCUUGUUAA